AUUAAAAGGAUGGUGAGGGCGUGGUCAUCCGCAAUCCAACCCCAAGGAGAGAUGAAUGAUGCUCAGCUGUCAUUACACGGAGCUCUGGUUGAUAAACACUGUCUGGUAUUUCCUUGCUGACCUCUUCCCCUCACACCACAAGCCCUGAUCACUGUGGUCCACUAUGCAAAUGCAGGCUCCCUGAAUCAGGCUGUGGGUGACUCACCAACCCCUUUAAAGCCACGUUGGCUUCAAGGCAGUGACUGCUCGGGGUGGAAGCCAUGGCUCCCAGACUCUGCUUCUCCUCCUGGCUAUGGGUCUGCUGGUUGGUGGUAACUGUGGCAGAAGGACAAGAAGAGGUGGCCACCCCCCCUGGAGACUCGCAGAAUGAUGCAGACCCUACAGACUGCCAGAUCUUCACACUCACCCCGCCCCCCACCACAAGGAGCCCGGUGACAAGGAGCCAGCCCAUCCCAAGGACCCCCAGGCAUCCCUUCUAUUUUUUCCCGCCACGAAGGCCCAGAGUCUACAUUAGGUUCCCAUACAUACCUUUCUUCCCUCCGACCUGCAACCACCGUUUUCAGUUCUAUCCGUUUGUUUGGCCACACGGUCGCCUUCCUCCUCAUUACAAUUAUUUCCCCGGAAGAAGAUUCUGGAGCGGGAGCUCCUCCGAGGAAAGCUGAGAGAAGACAGAAGCCCCAAACAUGCUGAUGUAAAAGAAGCCAAGGCCUCAGAAAAGACUAGAAACAGAUUUCGGUUCCCUUUUUCCAAACGAAACCUAUUGGAUCGGAAGAUGAAGCAUCUUAAACACCACUGACUAGAAAUUGUUUUCCUUCUCAGCAGUGAACAUGUCGGUUUAUACGUUAUUUGUUUUGCAAAAGAGAAGCGACAAGGACAUUAUUCUUAUCCCCUACUUUUUAUGAUCACAGGAUAUUUAUGCAAGAAAAGUUCUAAAAAUCCAUACUGAGAUGCCAGAAGAAUCAACUGCCUCUUCCAAAUUAAAGAACAUUUAAAUAAAUUCAGAUUGUUAUAAAACAAUUGGAGACAUUACUGACACCCUUUUAUUGUCACUAGAAAACUUAUAGAGCAAGGUGUAUUUACAAAGUGAAUUUUAAAAGAAAUUAUGGAGUUCCCGUCGUGGUGUAGCAGAAA
This is a messenger RNA of Sus scrofa (pig), 1131 nucleotides long. RefSeq names its product odontogenesis associated phosphoprotein (gene ODAPH). Gene Ontology annotation, biological process: positive regulation of enamel mineralization. The record is from RefSeq and is a predicted model, not a curated record. Lineage: Eukaryota; Metazoa; Chordata; Mammalia; Artiodactyla; Suidae.